Parnassius apollo (apollo) is the source of this 336-nucleotide messenger RNA. The record is from the annotation of a GenBank genome assembly. NCBI's taxonomy places the organism in Eukaryota, Metazoa, Arthropoda, Insecta, Lepidoptera, Papilionidae.
AUGCCUUACUACGCCUGCGAGUAUGCGCCCCAAAACUACGACUGCAUGAACGGCCCCUGCCUGUGCCAGAUACGCUACGCCGGCGACGAGUGCGCCGGCCCCAACAUGCCUUACCACGCCUGUGAAUUUGCGCCCCAACAAUACGACUGCAUGAACGGCCCCUGCCUGUGCGAGAUACGCUACGCCGGCGACGAGUGCGCCGGCCCCAACAUGCCUUACCACGCCUGUGAGUAUGCGCCCCAACACUACGACUGCAUGAACGGCCACUGCCUGUGCGAGAUACGCUACGCCGGCGACGAGUGCGCCGGCCCCAACAUGCCUUACCACGCCUGUUAG